UGUCUUAAUCCAGUGCUCGCAGGUUAAGCGAUUCAGCAGGUCAGUACAUCUCCAUAUUUGCUAUUGCUUGCAAAUCCAGUGCCUGAUUUUACCCCACCAGAGUUCCUUACCAGUCCUUAGAAGUGGGAACUCUGCUGUUAUUCAAAAAAGAGGUUUAAUUCCAAACUCUUGCAUGCUCUAUUUAUCCUAAUGUCUGUAAAUCUCAUCUAAUCAGCAAGCUAGGCAAACUCUUUUGUUCAUUCUUAUUCUAUUAAACACAAUCAGCUGCAGGCUAAAUUAGCAUUCCGAAUACUUAUUGAUAGAUUUUAGCGUAUAUGUAUGUGUGUUUGCAUCUAUAUCUAUACAUGUGUGUAUACCAGUGAACAAAGAUAUAUAGCACCAGUAAGUUCAUAGGAAGUUGCAGUAGUCAAAAUGAAGUUCAAUACAAACACAAUUUGUACUUGAUUUUAAUCUUGGCAUAUAAGCCUGCUAAAUAUAAUUAAUCUUGUAGAUAUAAGGUGAAACCAACUCUGCUGUAGUGAUACAGUCAAUAUUUGGACCCGUGUUUGGAUCAGCGAAGAAUGUCAGUCUGCUCUUGUGAUGAGGUUAAAUGAAAAAACAACUCAGUUGUGACAAAAUUGUAUUAGAAUUUGUAAGAAAAUUAAUAUGCUAUCAGCAAAGAACUGUAAUAUCUCUUAAGCUUGUAGACUCAGUCUUAUUCACUUACAAGCUGCUCACAUACUUCCUUAGCAAUUGCUGCAGUUGAUUCAUGAAUAAAAGAAGCAACAGACAGGCCAACGGCUUCAUGCUGGAGGUAAGCUGCAACUGAAGAGUACAUCCAGCCACCUGUCUCUGUCAUCCCCGUCUCUGUCUCUCUUUGUCCUUUUUUCCCCUCCCAUUUUUUAAUUGGUAUUGGACUUAAGGAUCAACAUGUUAAAGAAUAACACUUCGUUGAGCAGCAGCCUUCCAGACGAGGCCUGUACCAAGAAUACAAGCUUCUGCAAAACCUGACAUUGCUAGACAUUGAGUUACAAGGAAAAAUGGUAUUGUGUUCAAAGCUAGUAAAGCAUGGGUUUAAUUAAAGGCAGAAAUCAUGAUGUCAGUGAAUGGCUGUGAUUGUUACCAGGCAAUAUUUGCCUUCCUGCAGGUGACUGCUACAAAUCCUCCUACACACUCACAAGUUUACAGAUUUCAAAGAGCAGCUUACGUAUUUCCCAGAUCAAUUGAUCCUACCUCCUGAAAGAAGAUGGAGUGUCAGAAAUCUUCUGUAGAAAGAAAUUCUCCUGAAGAGCAUUGUUACAAAGAAAUGGCUUUUAUUGUUAGAGGAUGUUUUUAAUGACUUUUUAGUUCAACUACAUAUAUAUGUGUGUAGAAACACCAUUUUCUUUCUAUUUUGGAUUGCAAGUCAGUUUCAGAGAAGCCAGAAGGUUGUCUCUCCUCUGUCAAUAUUUGUGACUGGUUAAUGAUCAACCUCUUGACCUCAUGGCUGUUCCUGGUGUGCAUCCAAAUAUCUCUCCUGUCUUCCCCUAAAAAUAAAAAUAAAAAUAUAAAAAAAAAAAAAAAAAGAAAGAAAGAGAGUAUAAAUGCAUGCUUCUAUGUAAAAGUGAAUGCAUUCUGAGCCUGUUUUUUGGAAGAUGACACAGUUACCAAAGAGUCUAAUUCACCCCUGCUGGUUUUGUGUCCAUAUACCAAUUUCAUUCACCUUUUCCCUCUGAAGGAAAGUCAGAGUUUUCCGAAUGCUCAGUAAAAUGGAGAGCAGUUCCUCGCUUGUGAUGUUUCUCCUGUUAAUGUGCUCUGUCAACAGCAGCUGUCCGUACUCAGUGUUCAUGGCAAGAGACAAAGCACAUGAGGUGCUGAAAGUUCAGAAGCGUGGUAACUAUUUUCUGGAAGAGAUUCGUCCAGGGAACUUGGAGAGAGAAUGCAAUGAGGAAAAGUGUUCGUUUGAGGAGGCUAAGGAGAUCUUCCAUUCACAGGAGAAAACGAUGGAGUUUUGGUUCAAUUACAAAGGUUUAAAUCCAUGUAGUACAAAUCCCUGUAAGAAUGGUGGAGUCUGCAAAAUAAGACACUACAAUUACUUUUGCAUCUGCCCCCCAAAAUUUGGAGGAGACAACUGUGAAGAAGAAAAGUUCGAGUGCUGGUAUAAGAACGGUGGGUGCUGGCAGUACUGCAGGGACAGCAGUCGCUCCUUUCAUGUGGAAUGCUCCUGCACAAAGGACUACACCCUGCACGAGGACGGGAAGAGGUGCGUGCAAGCAGGACCCUUUCCGUGUGGCCUGAUGAAAGCCAGGCAUGCCAUGCGAGAGGAGCCACUGUGGCAAGCAAGGAUCCCAAGGGAGCUGAGGGAGAGCAGGAAUUAUGUGGCCACGUGGAAUGAGAGCACGGCGGGCACAGUCAAACGCUCUGAGGUGGAGCUAAGCGCUGUCAGGGAAAAUGAAACAUUACAGGAUGCUUCUGAGCAAGGCACAAUUAUGGAGGAUGCUGCUGGACCAGAGGUGGGAGUAGAUGCUUCCAGCUGCACCGAGAUGCCGGUGGACUCUGGCACCCAGAAGCAGCUGGGGCAGGAAGGGGCUGCCCCUGAGCCCGCGGCCACGGAGGGGACAGCCAGGCCUGGGCUGCGGUGGAGUGAGCCGCCCCAGGGCCCUGCACAGCAGAACGAGACCACAGCAGCUGCUGCCAGGCAGGAAGAAACAGUGGAAAAUGCUUCUGGGCAGAACCAAAGAGGGCAGAGCAUGGGCCAAAACAAAACCAGGGCAAUUCAAACCAUGUGCGAUGGGCUUAACAAGAGCAGUGAUGCCACGAACACUUCAGGCAUGGCUCAGCACAACCAGCCAAACGUCAGCUCUAGCUCAGAGCAUGACAGCUCCAGGGUAACUGGAGGAACAUUGUGUCAUCGUGGACAUUGCCCCUGGCAGGUUUUGAUCCGAAAUAGCGGAGGAAAUGGUUUUUGUGGAGGGAGCUUAAUCAACAGCCGCUGGGUGGUCACAGCUGCUCACUGCCUCGACCUCAUUAGGCCACACCAUGUUACUGUGGGCGACUUUGACAAGUAUCGCAGAGAACUGAAUGAACAGAAGAUUGGCGUGGAACGGAGCUGGACACACCCCCAUUACGAUUCAAAUGACUACAACGGUGACAUCGCCUUGCUGUACUUGAGCAGUGACGUUGUUUUUAACGAGUAUGUAAUUCCCAUCUGCCUUCCUAGCCCUAACCUGGCAGCUCUGCUGUCUGAGGAGGGCACUGUAGGGAUGGUAAGCGGAUGGGGCGCCACUCACGCCAGGGGUUCAACUCUACGCUUCCUCAUGAAAGUCAGGCUGCCCAUUGUAAACAUGGACACGUGUCAGCAGGCGAUGGACAGGAUCAUUACCGAUAACAUGUUCUGCGCAGGCUAUGCCACUGAAGCUGCAGACAGCUGCAAGGGCGAUAGUGGCGGCCCUUUUGCAGUACCUUACCACAACACUUGGUUUCUUUUAGGCAUUGUAAGCUGGGGCGAGGGCUGUGCUGAAAGAGGAAAGUACGGUGUGUAUACAAGAGUAUCCAAUUACGUUACAUGGAUUAAAGAGACUGUUGACAGUGUAGCAGAUUCAGAAAAGUUUUCCAUAAACUUUUCUUAAGAGCAGCUUUAUAAAAACAGUGAUUUUUAUUAGUGUUUCAGUCUGAGACACUAUUCAGUUCCUGUCCUUAAUGAACAGUUAAGAACAAACAAUUUAACAAGCUAUGGUAAACAGAGACUCAAGUAUUACUAAGCAAAAUACUUAGGUAUACUAAAGCAUUGAUCCUUUAAGUACAAAGGGGACAACUGCAACUUUUUGGCUAUGUAAAGUUCC
Oxyura jamaicensis (ruddy duck) is the source of this 3800-nucleotide messenger RNA. Its product is annotated as coagulation factor X-like. Gene Ontology annotation, biological process: proteolysis. Gene Ontology annotation, molecular function: calcium ion binding; serine-type endopeptidase activity. Lineage: Eukaryota; Metazoa; Chordata; Aves; Anseriformes; Anatidae. The record is from RefSeq and is a predicted model, not a curated record. Gene Ontology annotation, cellular component: extracellular region. Bases 1716 to 3587 code for a protein of 623 amino acids. The transcript is spliced from 9 exons.